UUUUCUCUCUCUCUUUCUCUCUCUCUCUCUCACACACACAGAAGAUAGAAAAUGAGUGAGGAUGUAUAUGAGGUCCCCGAGGGGACGGAGUAUCGUUAUCUGGUGCAGGACGAAGAAGAGGAGCAGAUACAGUACGUCCGUCGCCACUAUGUCAGUCCAUUCCUGGUGGUGUCGCGCAAGUGCAUGUUCCUCAUCGGCUGUGGCGUGAUCGCUCUCCUCUCUCUCGCGGGAUACCUGGCUUAUGUGGCUGAGACUCCUCCUCCAAGGGUGGCAGAGGUGCAGACCGAGUGCGGUCGGCUGCGAGGGAGCUGGAAAGGCGGAGCUUAUUCCUUUAAAGGCAUCCCAUACGCAGUGCCGCCGGUGGGUGAGCGUCGCUGGCGACCCCCGGCGGACCUAUUUAAGGCGGGACAGUGUUGGCGGGGCGUUUACGACGCCACUCGAUUCCGUAGCAUCUGUGCGCAAGUGCAGCCCCUCCGAAAAGACGGACAGGUCAUGGGACAGGAGGACUGUCUGCAUCUCAGCGUCUGGACGCCGAGCCUAAAGCCCGCCAAACCACUUCCAGUCAUGGUGUGGAUCCACGGAGGGUACCUGCACAUGCUGAGCGGCCAGGAGAAAGGAUACUCGCCCACCGAAGAGCUGGCGGCCCGCACGCAGAUGGUGUACGUCAGUCUGAAUUACAGGCUCAAUGCUUUCGGCUUCAUGGCUCUGGAGAUGCUCAGGGAAGGCUCUCCCACCAACUCCUCAGGGAACUAUGGCUUCAUGGACCAGAUCCAAGCACUUCAGUGGGUCCAGAGAAAUAUCCAUGACUUCGGUGGCGAUGCUGGAAGGGUUACCAUAUUUGGUCAAAGCUCAGGAGGAACUUCAGUUUGGACUUUGAUGAUGUCUCCACUAGCCAAAGGACUCUUUCAUCGCGCGAUAGACAUGAGCGGCUCAUAUGUGUACAACGCCUCUCUGGAGUCAGCAGAAAGAGACAACUUAGAAUUCCUGAGAAGAACCGGCUGCAAGAACGCCAUCUGCCUGAGAGAUCUACACAUCGCUCAAGUCCUUCAGGCAAUCCCGUGGCAGCAGUACCCAGCAUGGGCGGCCGAUGAAAUAAUCGAUCUUCCGGUCAAAGGUGUUUUUAUUGGCCCAGUGGCAGUCGUUGACAACUAUGUUCUCAAAGCUCCUCCGUUCGAGACCUGGGAGAAGGGUGUAGCCGGAACCUAUAACGACGUCCCGUUUGUGGUUGGAACAACCGAACAGGAGACAGAUUUUGCCUCCGCCUCCAAACCUCUAUAUGACGGCCGCUUCAUCAGUAACUAUAGCAACACAGUAGUUGUCAACAUGGAGUAUCGUCUUGGUGCAUUUGGCUUCUUAGUCACAGGCAAAGAUCCCGAGAGCUCCGCAGUGGGGAAUUAUGGGAUUCUAGACCAGCAGGCAGCACUGCGCUGGGUCCAAGAAAACAUAGCAGAUUUUGGAGGAGACCCAAAUAAGGUUACUCUGUUUAGCGAGAGCGCUGGUGCCCAAUCAGUGUGUCUUCAUCUGAUGAUGAGGAGCAGCGAGUCUUUGUUUAGACACGCAGCCAUACAGAGUUUACCAUUCUCUUUACCACUGAAAACCAGAUGGGAUGCUGUGAAACUGGGCUGGGAUUUUGCUAAACUGACUAAUUGCUCAGCAUUCGAUCUGCCCUGUCUGCGCUCUCUCAGCUCACAUGACGUGCUCAACGCCCAGGUUGAAUCAGGUUCAAAGAUCAUCAACCCCUUCCGUUUCCUGGAGGUCUUUGAGACAUGGGGGCCGUUCAUUGAUGGAGAACUGAUCCGGGAACAGCCAAUCACAGCCUUCCAAACAGGCCACUGGCAGAGUUACAAGCCUGUCAUACUUGGUACAACCUCAGAGGAAGGGGUGACCUUUGUGUACAACAUUUUCAACCGGUCCGUAUCAACACUGGAAUGUGUGCUCUAUACUGCCGCCAUCUUUAAGCAACAUGCGCUUAAAAUUCUGCACAAAUACAUUCCUUUCUACCGAGACCAGGACAGAAGAGUGAUGCUUUCUCAAAUCGUCACGGAUUACAUGUUUCUGUGUCCAACUCGAUGUUCUGCUCGUUCUGGAGUAAAAGCCGGCGGAGCCGUUUGGUUGUAUGUAUUUGACCACGCUCCGUCCGAUCACAACAUAUGGGAGGGGCUUCCGUUCUGCUACAAUCAUACCUGCCACGGGGCGGAGCUGCCCUUUCUCUUUGACUCCGCCCCCAGCACCAACUUCACACUUACGCCUGAAGAGACCCUUCUGGCAAAUCGGAUGGCGUGUUACUGGGGAACGUUCGCCCAUACGGGGAACCCAAACUCUCGAAGCGAACAGACACACUUCUGCUCACAGCAGAGACUGCCUGUUUGGCCUCGGUACACGGCUUCAGAGGGCUGGCCCAUCCUGAAUCUGACUCUACCCUCACACCCACAGCACGGGGAC
Molecule: messenger RNA, 2442 nt
Organism: Puntigrus tetrazona (Sumatra barb)
Lineage: Eukaryota; Metazoa; Chordata; Actinopteri; Cypriniformes; Cyprinidae
Product: acetylcholinesterase-like
Exons: 11
Source: RefSeq, a predicted model, not a curated record